This is a messenger RNA of Rosa chinensis, 1933 nucleotides long. RefSeq names its product galactan beta-1,4-galactosyltransferase GALS3. The transcript has 2 exons. The coding region runs from base 151 to 1713 and encodes 520 amino acids. The record is from RefSeq and is a predicted model, not a curated record. NCBI's taxonomy places the organism in Eukaryota, Viridiplantae, Streptophyta, Magnoliopsida, Rosales, Rosaceae.
AAAAACAGAAACACCAAGCGACACCCCACACUAGCGAGAAUUUCAUCUCUCUAGUUCUCACCACUUUUCGCCCAUACCUCUUCUUCUUCUCCUCCUCCAAUCCUCCUCACCCUUCUUCAGAGCCGUAGAAGCUCUCUAUACACAUUACCAAUGGCUAAAGAGAAGCAGAAAGAAGAGAAGAAGCUCUACGUCGGCAUCGCAUGGAACUACACCGCCGAGCUGAAGCUGCUGCUUACAGCUCUCCUCAUCCUCUGCACUCUCGCCACCCUCCUCCAGUUCAUCCCUUCCCGCUUCACCAUCUCCACCUCCGACCUAAGGGUCUGCAUCUCCCGGGUCCUCACUCCGGCCCAGCCCCAGCAGGCCCAACCCCCGGCCCAACAACAAGAUAGUAUUGUAACUAAUGUUGAUAUUUCAGCUGCUGCUGCUGCUUCACCGCCACCGCUUCCGCCUCCACCUCCGCCGCCUCCGCCGCCGCCGACGGAAGAGGUUCUGAGCAACGGAAUAAUAAAACGCGUGUUUAACCCGCACGGCGCGGCGGCGUAUAGCUUUAUCAACAUGGGAACUUACAGAGGGGGAAUGAACACUUUUGCCAUAGUGGGUUUAGCGUCGAAGCCUCUCCACGUGUACUCAAAUCCGACGUACGAAUGCCAGUGGAUCCCCACUGUCAACUCCUCCGCCACCGUCUCCGCCGUCGGAUACAAGAUCCUACCGGACUGGGGCUACGGCCGAGUUUACACCGUUGUGGUGGUUAACUGCACAUUUUCUCAGCCCGUUAAUUCCGACAACUCCGGCGGCAAGUUGGUCCUUCUCGCCUCCACCGGCGGCGGCGGUGACCGGAAUUUGAACGUCACCGACGAAAUCGAGGCCUUGACGGAAAACCCAGGAAGCUUAAACCCUUCAAUCUUCACUUCCAAGCCUAAAUAUGAUUAUUUUUAUUGUGGGUCAUCUUUAUAUGGGAAUUUGAGUCCUCAGAGAGUGAGGGAGUGGAUUGCUUACCAUGUGAGGCUGUUUGGACCCAGAUCUCAUUUUGUGAUUCAUGAUGCUGGUGGAAUUCAUGAGGAGGUUUUGGAGGUUUUGAAGCCAUGGAUGGAGUUGGGGUACGUGACCUUGCACGAUAUAAGAGAUCAGGAGAGGUUUGAUGGGUACUACCACAACCAGUUCAUGGUGGUGAAUGAUUGUUUGCAUAGGUAUAAGUUCAUGGCAAAGUGGAUGUUCUUUUUUGAUGUGGAUGAGUAUAUCUAUAUGCCUCCCAAGAGCACCCUCAAAACUGUUCUGGAUUCUCUGGCUGAGUAUUCACAGUUCACCAUUGAACAGAUGCCAAUGAGCAACAAGCUCUGCCGCAUUGAAGAUUAUCACAAAACUCACAGAAAAUGGGGGUUUGAGAAACUUGUGUUCAAGGAUGUGAAGACAGGCAUAAGAAGAGACCGAAAAUACGCUGUGCGACCGCGCAAUGUGUAUGGCACCGGGGUGCACAUGUCGCAGAACCUAGCUGGGAAGACGACGCACAAAACCGAGAACAGGAUCAAAUAUUUCCAUUACCACGGUACCAUUGCAGACAGGCGUGAGCCUUGUAAGAAGCUGAUCAAUGACACACAGAUCUACCUUGACAAAGUCCCUUAUGUUAUGGACACAACCAUGAGAGAUGUUGCUGGGGCUGUGAAGAGAUUUGAGCAAAGAAUGAUUGGAUCCAGGUUACAACAGACUAGGCAAUGAUAGAACAGAACAGAACAUCAUCUUCCCAGUUUUUUCUCAGUACUUUUUUUUUUUUUUUUUUUUUAUAUGUGAAUCUUUAAUUUAUAGUCGCUGUAGAGAAAUUCUUUUGGGGGGUUCUUCCUUGUAUGAUAGUAUAGGUAUAAAUUACAGGUUGGUAUAUGAAUAUGAUCACUAUGGUUUUGAGAAAAAUAUUUAGAGGUGUUCAUAUUAUAAUUCUUUA